Molecule: messenger RNA, 2138 nt
Organism: Oncorhynchus keta (chum salmon)
Lineage: Eukaryota; Metazoa; Chordata; Actinopteri; Salmoniformes; Salmonidae
Product: extracellular calcium-sensing receptor-like
Exons: 4
Coding region: 25-1761 (578 amino acids)
Biological process (GO): G protein-coupled receptor signaling pathway
Cellular component (GO): membrane
Molecular function (GO): G protein-coupled receptor activity
Source: RefSeq, a predicted model, not a curated record
GUUGCAUUUGUAUCCGCUUGGGACAUGAGGAUCCUGCUGAGGGAGAUGGAACGCCUGCCCUCUCCACCCCGCCAGUGGAUCGGGAGUGAGUCCUGGGUCACUGAUCCAAAUAUGCUGAGUUUUGGCCUGUGUGCCGGGGCCAUCGGAUUUGGCAUCCAACGCUCUGUCAUCCCCGGCCUCAGGGACUUCCUCCUGGACCUCUCCCCACAGAAGGUGUCCAACUCUCCCCUGCUCACUGAGUUCUGGGAGGGAGCCUUUGGCUGUAGGCUGAGGAUAGGGACCUCUACAGGUGUUAGGGUUGAAGAGAAGGUGUGUGAUGGCAGUGAGGAUAUACAGCAGCUACAGACCCCCUACACAGAUACAUCCCAGCUGCGUGUCACUAACAUGGUGUAUAAAGCUGUUUAUGCCAUAGCACAUGCCAUCAACAGCAUCGUUUGUGAAGAGAAAGAAAACUCCACUGUUUACUGUGACAAAAACCUUACUGUGAAGCCAACACAGGUCCUGGAGAGAUUGAGGAGGGUGAAUUUCUCUCGUAACGGGUACCAGGUGUCUUUCGAUGCCAACGGGGACCCAGUGGCCACCUAUGAGCUGGUCAACUGGCAGAGACGGAAGAGUGGGAAGAUGGAGUUUGUGACAGUGGGGCGCUAUGAUGCGUCCCUGCCUCCUGACCAGAGGCUUGACAUCAACAGGGAAAUCACCUGGGUAAAGAACAGUACACAAGUACCUGUGUCAGUGUGCAGUGAGAGCUGUCCCCCAGGCACUCGUAAGGCUGUACAGAAAGGAAAGCCUGUAUGCUGUUAUGACUGUAUCCAGUGUGCAGUGGGAGAGAUCAGCAAUAACACAGAUUCUUCAGACUGUCUGAUCUGUCCUGAGGAGUACUGGCCCAACGCUGAGAGAGACCUCUGUAUCCUUAAACCUGUUGAGUUCCUGUCCUUCCACGAGGUCCUCGGAAUCAUCCUGACCGCCUGCUCUGUGGGCGGGGCUUGUCUUGCAAUCGCCACGGCAACUGUCUUCUACCACCACCGAACGUCUGCCAUCGUCAGGGCCAACAACUCUGAGCUGAGCUUCCUGCUGCUCUUCUCCUUGACUCUGUGUUUUCUGUGUUCUCUUACUUUCAUUGGCCGGCCCUCUGAAUGGUCCUGUAUGCUGCGUCACACAGCGUUUGGGAUCACCUUCGUUCUCUGCAUCUCUUGUGUUCUGGGGAAAACCAUAGUGGUGUUGAUGGCCUUCAGGGCUACACUUCCAGGCAGUAAUGUCAUGAAAUGGUUUGGUCCUCCACAGCAGAGAUUGACUGUAGUGUCCUUCACGUUUGUCCAGGCUUUGAUAUGCACUCUGUGGUUGGUCCUGUCCCCUCCCUUCCCCAUUAAAAACCUCACUACCUACAAGGAAAAGAUCAUUCUAGAGUGUGAUGUGGGUUCAGCUAUUGGUUUCUGGGCUGUGUUGGGUUAUAUAGGACUCCUGUCUCUCUUGUGCUUUGUGCUGGCUUUUCUGGCUCGGAAGCUGCCUGAUAACUUCAAUGAGGCCAAAUUCAUCACCUUCAGCAUGCUCAUAUUCUGUGCAGUCUGGAUCACCUUUAUCCCAGCUUAUUUCAGCUCUCCAGGGAAGUUGACUGUAGCUGUGGAGAUCUUUGCCAUCAUCACCUCUAGCUUUGGGUUGUUCUUUCUAUUAUUUGUUCCUAAAUGCUUUAUUAUUCUGUUCAGGCCGGAGAAGAACACCAAGAAACACCUCAUGGAGAAGACAUCCAAUGAUAUACAUUAUUAAGAAAUUAUUGAGUGGAAAAAACAUUGUAACGUUCAGUUAUAUGGUUUAUCAUACAGUUAGGUAAACGACUCUAACAGAGAUGACCAACAAUUUAGCAGAUAAUCAUUGGUAAAUUUGUAACUCGUAACAUGACAGGUUCACUUUAGAUAUUCCAAUGUUAUGAGAGAUUGUUAAAAUCUAGAGUGUUAAAAUCUAAUUAGACUUGCUAAAUGAUGUGAUUAGCAGUAGCCUACAGAGUGGAACCACUUCCAUGUUGUUGAAGAAAAACUUUAUUCCUAUAUGAAUUGACAUAACAUUGAAGUGCAUGUGUUCAAUUGAUAUUGUAAUUCAUCAUAAUGUAUAUUAUAAUAGUAUAAUAUAAUAAACAUUUUCAGAUA